AUGGCCUCUACGCCAGCAUACGAGAAUCGCCGCGUCGAGUGCCAGGCGAAGGUCGAUUUUGACAAGGUAGCUGGCAAGACCGUAGUUAUCACCGGCGGGAGUAGCGGCCUGGGUCUGUGUUAUGUACUAGCUCUUGUCAAAGCUGGUGCUUUUGUUGUCAACGGAGACAUCAAGCCUCCCUCGGAAGCUCUUUCCUCCGACAGGGCUGUAUUUGUUCAGUGUGAUGUGACCAGCUGGGAAGAACAGGAAAAUUUGUUCAAGGUCGCAAAGAACAAGUCUCCCAAUGGAGGAAUCGAUGUUGUCAUUGCCAACGCCGGUAUCUACGGACCUGACACUCUUGACGGUCUGUCGGAUGAUGAACCAAAGAAACCAGUCACAAAGCUACUCGACGUGAAUCUGAGAGGGGUCAUAUACACAAGUAAGCUUGGUGGAUGGUACUUUCAUCACCAGGACGGCGGUGAUCGAUGUUUGAUCCUGGUGUCGAGCAUCAUGGGAUAUAUCGACACGCAGGGUUCAUCAGUCUAUUCUGCCGCCAAACACGGUGUGAGAGGAUUAAUGACUUGCUUGAGGCGGAAAGGGCUCUUACGAGUUAACUGCAUUGCGCCAUGGUUUGUCGCGACUCCGAUCUUGCCGGAGAGCUUCAUCCAGAACGCGGGGAGCCAGUUUAGAGGCAUGGGCGUCGAUUUUGCGACCACAGACGACGCUGUUACAGCAGUCUUCCGUCUCAUUACGGACAGUUCCAUCAAUGGGAGGACGCUCGGUAUUGUGCCGCGCCAGAUGUCACCAUCUGGGUAUCUCGACCUCGACAGGGACGAUUUUGAAGAAGGAACGUCUUUGCACAAGCUGCAAACGUAG
Messenger RNA from Fonsecaea erecta, 855 nucleotides. RefSeq lists its product as hypothetical. Gene Ontology annotation, molecular function: oxidoreductase activity. The coding region runs from base 1 to 855 and encodes 284 amino acids. Lineage: Eukaryota; Fungi; Ascomycota; Eurotiomycetes; Chaetothyriales; Herpotrichiellaceae. The record is from RefSeq and is a predicted model, not a curated record. The transcript has 8 exons.